Molecule: messenger RNA, 3716 nt
Organism: Argentina anserina (silverweed cinquefoil)
Lineage: Eukaryota; Viridiplantae; Streptophyta; Magnoliopsida; Rosales; Rosaceae
Product: pentatricopeptide repeat-containing protein At2g38420, mitochondrial
Exons: 1
Coding region: 13-1497 (494 amino acids)
Molecular function (GO): protein binding
Source: RefSeq, a predicted model, not a curated record
GUCACAACCAAAAUGGUCAGAACCUCCUCCCUCACACCCAGAAGCAAAUUCUUCAUAAGAAAACACAGAAAAUGGCCAGUCUCACCCUACAACACCAAAUGGCACAAACUCUUCAACCAACACCAAGCUUUACAGACCCUCAAACAAACCCCACCACUACUAAACCCACCCCAAACUCUCCUCUCCUCACUCCUCCACUCCUUCAACACCUUCAACUGUGAUCCAACUCCUCAAGCUUACAACUUUGUCCUUAAAACCCUGACCAGAACCUCCCAGUUCGCCCAAAUCCCAUCUGUUCUUGACCGCCUUGAAUCUGUUGAGAAAUUUCACCCACCUGAAUCGAUUUUCUCUAAUCUGAUUAGAUUUUAUGGCACUGCUAAUCGUAUUGGUAAUGCUAUUGAUGUGUUUUACAGGAUACCCAAGUUUAGAUGUGACCCUUCUGCUGUCUCACUCAACUCUUUGCUAUAUGUGCUUUGUGGAAGUAGUGAAGGUCUUAAAAUGGUGCCCCAGAUUCUGAUGAAGAGCAGAGCAAUGGGGAUUAGGCUUGAAGAGUCAAGCUUUCGGAUUUUGAUCACUGCAUUGUGUGGAAUGGGGAAAGUCGGGUAUGCUAUUGAGAUUAUGAAAUGCAUGAUUAGUAAUGGUUAUGAUUUGGAUGUAAAGAUUUGUUCUUUGGUGUUGGCUUCAUUGUGUGAGCAAAAGGGUUUAGGGGGUUUGGAGGUUGUGGGUUUUGUGGAGGAAAUGAAGAACAAGGUUGGGUUUUGUCCUGGGAUGAUGGACUAUUCAAAUGUGAUUAGGUUUUUGGUGAAACAGGGGAAGGGUUUGGAUGCUUUGGGAGUUUUGGGUAAGAUGAAAGUGGAGGGAAUGAAGCCUGAUAUUGUUUGUUAUACCAUGGUUUUGUAUGGUGUUAUUGAAAAUGGGGAUUACAAGAAUGCAGAUAAGGUGUUUGAUGAGUUGCUUGUGUUGGGUUUGGUUCCUGAUGUUUAUACUUACAAUGUGUAUAUAAAUGGGUUGUGUAAGCAGAACAAUGUGGAAGCUGGAAUAAAGAUGAUUAAUUGUAUGAAAGAGUUGGGGUGCAAGCCAAAUUUGAUUACUUAUAACUUGUUGUUGAAGGCAUUGUGUAAGAAAGGGGAGCUGAGUAGGGUGAGGGAGCUUGUGAGUGAGAUGUCCUUAAAUGGUGUUGGGGUGAACUUGCAGACACAUAGAAUUAUGUUGGAUGGUCUGUUUUGUAACGGUGAUGUUGAUGAAGCUUGUGUCUUUAUGGAGGAAAUGUUGGAUAAGUUUCUGUGUGGUCGCUGUUCAGCUUAUGAUGAUGUAAUCUAUGGGUUGUGCCAGAGGGGUUUGAUUAGUAAAGCAAUGGAUUUGCUGCAGAAAAUGGUUGACAAGAAUGUUGUGCCCGAAGCAAGAGCUUGGGAAGCAGUACUCCUUAGCUCAGGAACUGGACCUUGCUUAGUAGAGACUACUUGGACCAGUUUGGUGAAACCAAUAGGAGCCGACUGACUUCACCCGUUCACAGAUGAUUUUUAGCCAGAGUAUUGCAUUGAAUCCACAACUAUAGUGUAUUUUCUUCAUCUCCAAUAUGAACGCGCAGACGAAUGUUACUGCUAUUGGGAUAUAAUUCUAUGAUCAAUAUUGAAUACAUUUAGAGUUGAAGGUUUGAUUUUUGAUACUGUUUUCACUGUGUUAACAAACAAAUUCAGCUGGUUUUGAGGUAUGAUGUUUUCCGGAAGAAAUGAAUGGUCUGGUGGACUAUUCUGAUUUGAUUAGGUUUUGGUGAAACAAGGCAAGGGUUUGAUCAAUUGUUGGGUGAAAAUGUAGGUGGGUGGAGUUCAACCUCAGACUGUAUGUUGUAUGGUGUACCUAUGAACGAUAAUAUGAGAGUUUAGAUGUGCAUCUUAUAAUGGUUUUGCAUUGUGUUAUUGCAGAUGAGGAUAGAUCAUUUGUUUGAAGAAUCACUUGUGUUGGGUUGAUUCCAGAUGUUCAAGUUAUAAUAUCAAUGGAACUUGAUUUGUAGCAACUACCAAGGAAGAUGAGUGCAAGCUUAAUAUGAUUAUAAUAUUUUGUUGAACUUAUGUAAAACUGGGAAGCUAGGAAGGGAGCUGUGAGCCCAAUGAUCUUAAAAGUGUUGAAAACCCUAAACAUGUAGGAUUGUAUGCUGGAUGGUCUGUUUCGUGAAGGAGAUAUCAACUCAUGUCAUUAUGGAGGAAGGACUGUUUUGAUGUUGUUUGACAUUUGAUGAGAUAAUAAUGGGGUUUGAUUUGUAAAGCAAUGAACUUUGGUGAAGAAAAAUGGUUGGCAAGAGAGUUUCACCCGAGGGCUUGGUAAGCACCAUUCUUUUAACUUCUGAAACUUGUGUUGUAGAGACUACAAACUACGUGUGUCAGCUUGGUAUAGUUGAAGUUGAUGGACUUUAGUUACAUAUGCAAUGCGUUAGUUUGAGACUUUUGGCUGGGGUUUCAAGCUGCAUCCACAAUCAAAGGUUGCAUACACCAUGCAAAGCUGAAAAGAUGUUAUUGCCUUUGAGUUAAUGAAUUGCAGGAUCAGUAAUGACUAAUGGUAAUUGAGUAUGAUUUAGAUGUGAGGAUUGUUAGUUUAUAUUUCAUCACUUUGUUGGAUUUCAACCUAGUAUGACAGACUCGUAUACGAUCAUGUCUUUCGUUAAAAGAAGGUAGGGCUUGGAUGCUUCAAGCGUUUCGUACUAAAUGAAAGUGGAGGGAAUAAAACCUCAUAUUGUGUGCUCAGACGAUAGUUUUACAAGGUGUUAUAGCAGACAGGAAAAAAGGGAAGACGAUGCAUUGUUCACUGAAUUACAUGUGUCGGUUUGGUCAGUGUAAGCAAACUAAUGUGGAAGCUGCAUUGGAGAUAAUUUCUUGUGGAAGGGCAGGGAUUUUGAUUACUCGUAUCAUUUUGUUCAAGGCCAUUCACAGGGUGUUGGAAGUGUUGGAGUGAACUUGCCUAACAUAAGUGUAUGAUGGAUGCCUGGAUGGCCUCAUUUGUAAACAUGAUGUCACACAGCUUAUCUUCCACAAAGGGAAAUGCGACUUCGGCUGAUCUGCAUUUCGACAAAUGACAAGAUAAUUUAGGGGCAUGGUGCUGAAGUAAUUGAAUUACUGAAGAAAAUAGUUGGCAAGAACAUUACUCCGAGGGCAACGGCCUUUUUUUUUUCUUUUUUUUUUUUGGAGGGCAACGGCUUGGAAAGCACUAGCCUUUAGCUCAGGAUCUCAACACUAGACUACUACUUGCAUUGUUUUGUAUCGGUUAUUGGUUGAUUUGGUGAAAACAAUGCGUUUGUUUCAAUUGGUGAUGUGAAUCAAUAACUGGAGUUGAUUGAUUUCAACAACACGAUGCAAAGGUGAAGAUGGAGUUGCUCCUUCCAUGUGCAUCAGAUGCCUUUUCUUUUAUCUUUUUUCUGAAGAUGGGCAAUUCAGACUGCCUAUAGCUCACUGGCCUUUUGUCCAUUUCAGUGUCCAAGCAUGUUUGGCAGAGAGACUUGUAAGUACAUCUAUACCAUUACCAACCAUGAAUCUUCUGUCCUUACUUGCUAUGUGGUGCCUAUGGUGGUGUUUUGUUGCUGUUGGCUUUAUAUUUACCAGAACCGCUUAGCUUGAAUUGAUAGCUUGGCUGACAUAGAUCAGUUGAUGGGAAAUUCCAACUAAAGUCACGAAUCUUUUGCCUUGUUGGUUACUCACGAGUUGAUAGUUUGUACCACAUUGCCCCAA